AUGCGAUGCACAGGUUGCCUAUUCGAGAGAUCUGUAGACGAAGAAUGUCCUUCAACUAGUCGUGGGGCGAUUAGACAGGUAGGUUGGAUGAUGUGCAACCGAGCGAGAAUCUCACAGGAAUCUGCAUGUACCGAACCUUCGAGUGUUACGAACUCGGAAGCGGAUUGGAUAGGUAUCCUACUCCACGUUUGUAAAUCUUUCGAUCAGGAUGGUUCAGGAUGGAGGCUAGUCGUUGGUCAAUUCUUGAGUGUGUAUCUUCUUUAA
Messenger RNA from Chondrus crispus (carragheen), 264 nucleotides. RefSeq lists its product as hypothetical. NCBI's taxonomy places the organism in Eukaryota, Rhodophyta, Florideophyceae, Gigartinales, Gigartinaceae. Bases 1 to 264 code for a protein of 87 amino acids. The transcript has a single exon. The record is from RefSeq and is a predicted model, not a curated record.